CUGCAGGCCUACUCAUUCAUUCCCAACGCUCCCAUAUACACUACUGCACAUACUCUAUUGUGUGUGUAUAAUUCUCUCUCCAUUUCUGUGCUUCCUAGAGAGAGAAAGUUAAUGUAAAAUCGUAAAUAUCAUUGAAGGAAAGAAAGAAACAGUGGAGUGACUGAGCUGAGAGAAGGGAAGGAGGGGUCCAUUUUCGUUGCCAUGAGUGAAUGAAACCAACUCACUAGGGAUUAAGUUGGGUUGCCGUGGUCGAUAGCAGUGGAGUGCUAUGGGGAAGUCUGCUGGAAAAUGGAUCAAGACUGUACUCUUUGGAAAGAAGCAUUCUAAAUCUAAUUUAUCCAGAAAUGUUGUCCCUGAUAAGAAGAAUUCUCCGAAGACACCACUAGAGGAUCAAGCUGGAAAGUCCCCUGUAAUAUCAGACACAUUUCAGUUAACUGAGAGUGGUGUGGAGACCUUGCAAGUUGAGAAGGGAACCUCUCCAUGUGAUAGUAUUGCUUCAUCUCCUGUACAUCCAGGUGUAGAUUCACAAAGUAAAGAUGCUUUUCCUCCAGUAGAUGAUGCUGAGAAUAGAAGACAAGAUCAAGCUGCCACAAAAGCACAAGCAGCCUUUAGGGGCUACUUGGCUCGUCGCGCUUUUCGUGCUCUCAAGGGUAUCAUAAGGCUACAAGCUCUUAUUCGUGGACAUCUGGUCAGGAGACAAGCUGUUGCCACUUUGCGGUGCAUGCAAGCAGUUGUUAAAUUCCAGGCACUGGCUCGUGGACGAAAGGUUAGACUCUCAGGUGCUGAGCCUCAAGUGCUAAAAAAGUACAAUAUGGGAGAACAGGAUGCUAAACAGGUGGACAUUGGAGCAAAGUCAUUUUUCGGGUCACAAAAACUAGCAACAAACACCUUUGUCUGCAAGCUUGUUGCCACAUUGCCAACUGCUAUGCCCCUGAGUCUUCAAUAUGAACUGGCUGAACCAAAUUCAGCCUGGAACUGGCUUGAGCGUUGGUCAACAUCUCACUUUUGGGCACCACCUGCGCGGACCAACAAAAUGAUAAAGGCAAAGCCUCAAAAAAAGCAAGGUGGUGGACAAAUUGUUGAGCCUGAAAUUGGAAAAUCAAAAAGGACUAUCCGAAAGGCUUCAACUGUGGCAAACAGCGAAAAUGGUGCUUUACCUUCUUCUGAAAUGGAUAAACUUAAACGCAACCCCAGGAAAGUUGCAAAUAGUCAGACAGAGUUGGUCCAAGAGCAACCCCAGAAUGAACUUGAGAGGGUCAAACGCAGCUUGAGAAAGGUUUCAGCGUCUGGAGCGGCAGCUCCUGAGAAAUCAGGGACAGAAACUGAGAAUCCACAGCCAGUUCAGAGUGUAGAAACAGUAACGAAUUCUGCAACUGCUGAUGUCUUGGAGCAGGAAAUUGUGAUUUCUUCUGAAAAUCCAUGUGUUUCAGAUGUUGGGGUUGGUAAAAUGGAAUUGCUUGAAUCUCCUUCCAAGACAGCAACGGAAGAGCCAGUUGAUCUGCCACAUGAUAACUAUCCAGUUGCUGAGACUCAUUCCUCAGAGAAUGGUGUGAAGAUGGAUUCUAAUCUGACGUUGAAUGAUGAAUUGAGCUGUAAGGAAGAACAAUGUGGCAAAGAGAAUAAUAAAGUCCGGAAAAGGAGAUCGCUUCCUGCUAAGCAGGAGUAUCCUGAAAAUAUCUCACAGAAUUCCCCAAGCGUGCCAAGUUAUAUGGCAGCCACUGAAUCAGCAAAGGCCAAGCUUAGAGCUCAAGGAUCUACUAAACUUGGUGAAGAUGGGGCUGAAUACGGCUACACCCGUCGCCAUUCUCUCCCAGCCUCUACCAACAGCAAACUGAACUCACUGUCACCUAGGGUACAAAAGCCUGUCCAAGCUAAUGGCAAGGGAAUCAGCAAAACUAACAGAUCAGUAACAUCCUCUAAAGAUGAUAAAGUGCUUCAGCCUGGGUGGAGGAGAUGAGAGUUGGCAGUUGUGCUAAAUUGGGAAGGCUUGGAGGACUAUUAGCUGCAGAGUUUCGUGUAAAACGCGGAACAUGGGACAUGACAAGUCAUAGUUGUUUGAUAUCUUGGUAUCUUUUGCUUUGUGUUUCUGUAGUGCUGAGGUUUUGCCAAGGAAUGUAUAGUCAUAGAUGAAGAAUGUGUGUUGACUAAUUUAAAAAUCAGUUGGGUGCUUAUAGUUUCAAUUGAUAUUUCUCUUACAGUCGUCUGCAUUGUAAACUGUCCAUGUUUUUCUGUACUUCAUAAAAAGUCCACGGUUUGUCGUUA
This is a messenger RNA of Sesamum indicum (sesame), 2262 nucleotides long. The record is from RefSeq and is a predicted model, not a curated record. Lineage: Eukaryota; Viridiplantae; Streptophyta; Magnoliopsida; Lamiales; Pedaliaceae.